Molecule: messenger RNA, 4079 nt
Organism: Magallana angulata
Lineage: Eukaryota; Metazoa; Mollusca; Bivalvia; Ostreida; Ostreidae
Product: plexin-B2-like
Exons: 11
Coding region: 150-1691 (513 amino acids)
Biological process (GO): regulation of cell migration; semaphorin-plexin signaling pathway involved in axon guidance
Cellular component (GO): semaphorin receptor complex
Molecular function (GO): semaphorin receptor activity
Source: RefSeq, a predicted model, not a curated record
GUUUGUUCACGUAACAUGUGGUCUACUGAAUAAAGAUGUUAAUUAUUGUCUGAUAAGCACAACCAUAUUUUAAAAUUAGAUAUUGAUUUUUUUUUUUUGGCUUCUUGGGCAUUUUACAUCGGGAACAUUGGUUUUUGACAAAUCACAACAUGGAAGGUUCUGUAAUAUUCCACAUUCUCUGCUUGCUUCUGUGGUUCUGUUUUCCAGAUGUAACCGAGGGACAAAACGCCUACAAAUGUGAGUCACUUUCUUCAAAUGAAAAGGACUGUAGCACCUGUCACUACCUGAAUCAGUCCAUGGGAUACGAGUGUCAGUGGUGCCAAAAUACAGGCUGUGUGGACGUAGAUAAUAACCAGUGCAGACAGGCAGAAACCUGUGGCAAACCUGUGGUUACCAAAAUUUCUCCCACAGAUGGUCCUCCAGAAGGAGGGACAGAGGUCACUAUAGAGGGAUUCAACUUUGGAGUUCAGUCAAUUGUGACGGUCACCGUCGCUGGGGUGCCAUGUAACAAUGUGACAUUCAUGGACCGAAAAAUCAGUUGCACCACAUCAAACAAGUCGUUUGAUUCCACAAAGAAGCCUGAGGAAAGUGGUCAGGUGGUUGUGACAGUGGAUGGCAAGAACUCGUCAGACGACAUUCAGUUUACAUACAAGAUGCCAAAGAUAACAAGUAUCUACCCAAACCAAGGUAUCUUGUCUGGAGGAAGGACGAUACAUCUAAUUGGAACCAAUCUUAAUAUUGGAAACAUGGAGUAUAAAGUGGAGUUAACAAAUGUAGAAUCUUCAAAAUCACAAGUACCCGUAGGAUGUACUAUAAUUAGAAACUUGUCACUUGAGUGGAAUAUAACUUGUAAAUCCAAAGGCGCAUACGACACAGGGAUGUAUAAACUGAAAGUGACGUUUGACACCAAUACAGACGUAGAUAAUAGCCUCAAGUUUGAAUAUCUACCAGACCCAAUAAUUAAGUCAACUGAGCCUACAAACCUGACAUCCAUCAACAGUGGAGGAACAAAUUUUAAUGUGAUUGGUGAAGGAUUUUUUGCCAUUGAUAGUCUAACAGUGGGAGUUGAAGACAGUGAGGAAAGAGACUCAAUAUGCCGAAUUCUCACACAAACUAAACUUGAAUGCAAAUAUCCAAGAAACAGAGAAAGCGAAAAGCGACGAAAAAAGAGAGCUACUAGGUCCAAUAUCGUCAUCUACCUUGAUGGGUUUUCCCAUAAAUUCGCUUCUGGUGUAUUGUAUGUGGAUGACCCUCUGUUUUCUGCUUUCUAUAACAACGUCACGUACAGUUUUGAUCCAAGUGUAGAAGAUUCCAUUAAAUUAGCUGGGGAACAUUUGGCAACUGUGACAAGAAGGAGUGACUAUCUAGUACUUGUUGGCUCUGCAGAAGGUAGCAUUUUAAGCUUGACCGAGACAGAACUGGUCUUUCGACCCCUUCCAAAGGAACCUUCACCAAGGGUAAAUGAGGAAAAGUUAUUCAUCAGGGUAAAAGUUGGUAACUUGAGGCAAACUGUGGGAAUAAUAGAGUACCCGAGACGACUUGAUAGCACAAUUGUCAUCAUUUUUGUAAUCUCCGUUUUGAUCAUUGUCGCUCUCGUUGUGCUUGUUACUGUGUUGAUACACAGAAGAAAUCAAGCAAGAAAGACAAGGAUGAUUGUAAACAUCACGAAGGAGAUGCAUGAUCUAAAUUAGGAUACCUCGAAGAUGAUUAAUAGGGUCACGAGGAUAAUCCAGUAGGGUCAGUUAGUGACAUCAGUGUGUGAUUAGAUUGUUUCAUAUUUAAAGCGUUUGAUUCUAAUAAAAGAAAUCUUAAUACAAAAUUAUUACUGGACAACAUUGAAUUCCACGGCGUAGAAAUCCCUAUCCUCUAUGAUAUCACUCUUAAAUCAUUUUUAAUUAAUAUAAAUAGUUUUUUAAUAGCAUUUUAAUGUAAUUUUUUUUUUAAAUUGGCGUUUCAGAAAUGAGAAUUUAUUGCGUUGAAAUAUAUAUGAAAUUGUAAAACAAUUAAUAUGUUAAUUUGAUACUUUCAAGAGGAAUUUAAACAUGAUAAUGGUAUGUAGUGAUUAUUACCGUGUCAUUAGAUAAUGUAAUCAUGUAAUUAUUCGAUAAUUAUCAAAUAUUGAUUAGUUAUGAUGAUAUUUCUCAUAGGACAUCAUUAGUGCCGCGACCAGGAUACAAAUUGUACAUUUUUGAACGGUUUAGAUCUAACAUGUUGUAAAAAUGUUAACAACCUCUAUAUUCUAUGUAUAUCCUUAUUUUUCUAUUAAAUUAUAUUUUUUGAACGAUGGCGGAGAAACAAUUCUAUGGCAUGUAAAACAUUGCAAAAUUUUAUCAUAUUCAUUUGAAUUGUGUAACUUUCUAUUCGUGUUUUAUAAUUUUCAUUUGUAUUUUAAAAUUUUUUAUUUGCAUUGUAUAAUUUUAUAAUUUUUUAUUUGUAUUGUAUAAGUUUUAAUUGUAUUAUAUAAAAGCGUCUUCUGUAUUAUAUUUAUUUUCAUAUGUAUUGUAUUAAUAUUCUUUUUAUUGUUUAAUUUCCUUUUGUAUUGUUAAAUAAUUCAUUCGUAAAGAAUACUAGUAUAUCUUUUCCUAUUGAAUUGUAUAAAUUUUAUAUUAAUUGUUUAAUUUCCUUUUGUAUUGUUCAGGUGUAAUAUCCAUCUGCUAUUAAUUUCGCCAUAUAUUCAAAAAAAAAUUCACAUUGAUUUUCAUCAAAGUUAAAUUAAAUAUCAAUCGAUUCAUAUGAUACAAAAAUGAAGUGAUGAGGCGCUAAAUUUUUCAAAAAUUGAUAAUGUGUCUAAUCAUGAUAUGGAGAAAACUAGACAUAAUGAUUAGAAAAAACAAAAAUUUUACCAUCGCAGUAUAAAAUUAAAAAUCCAAAAUGUAUAUGAAAAUAAUAUAUAGUUAUAUACAUUUUCAUAUCAUAUUACAAAACAUAUUGAAGCGCUGCAUAUUAGUGUUCAGAAUAGCACUUUGUUGUAUAGGUUUGCAACAAAAAUUGCUUCAAUCAGCAAGAGUUAUCUUUCUUUAUCAAUGACUCUUGAAGGUUUUACAUACAUGUUUUGUAUACACUGCAUGAUAAAUUGCCACAGUUUCUGAAUUUUCAGAAAAAAGUUUUCUGUUUUCAAAUUUUGAUAAGAUAAUAGUAAAUGGAUCCAUAUAUUAAGAAAUCCUAAAAAUGUAAACCAGAGUAUAAAUUUUGUUUUAAUUUUAACACAACAAGGGGAUGAGGCGAAUAAUCUUCCAGUGAUUGGUAUAAUAUCAAUAUAGGGAUUUAUUGUCUUGAAUCAAAUGAGAUAUUAGGUUGUUUUUUUUUUUUUUUUGUCUUCCCACAUCUGCUCCCUCAGAAUAGAAAAGCUUUAUUAAAUUUUAAACAUUUGAAAUGUUAUAAGUUUUAAACGAUUAUGACUAAGUAUAGAAUUUGUAAUUGUCUUGGUCACAUUUUUCGCAAUUAUAAUUCAUUCAGCUCUGUGAUCGAGCUAUAGAUAGAAAAAUAAAAACAUUCUAUCCAAAUAUUCUCUGGCUUAAAACAUCAACUAUCAACUGUACAUGUACUCAACAAAUACAUACAAUUUUGUUAUAUUUUUUUAAAAAGAAUGAUCCAUCGGGAUUGGGAGGGGGAGGAAUAGUCAUGUAGAUACAUGUAUUGCCUCAUAAAUAUUUUAUCAUUAUGAUACAUUUCUUGUAAUAUUUUGGAAAAGUUUCCUUUACUUUUUUGCCCCCUGCUUCAAAAAGGCCCUGGGGUUCAAUUCGUUUCGGUCAAUUUUUUUUUCUAUAUUUGAACUUAAAUAAGUGUAUUAGGACCCAGCACCUCCUCUCUUGUUGUUACAUGCCUUCAUAGUUGUUAGUUAAAAGAAAUAAAAAGAUAUUAUUUUCUACAGAAGUCAUCUCUCUUAUCAAAGGAACAUUCAACCUUAAAUGACAUGAUAGGUGUAGGUUAGAGUAUAUAACUUUCAAAUGUUUAUUAAAUAUCAAGGUAAUAUGGGACACUUUCAUAUUGUGACUACCCGUACCUGCAUUUUGAAAUAAACAAUAAAACCAACUUAAUAUUUUUUUCUUUUCAAAAAUUGUUACUUAUCAGAGUAGUUA